Molecule: messenger RNA, 3089 nt
Organism: Tuber melanosporum (Perigord truffle)
Lineage: Eukaryota; Fungi; Ascomycota; Pezizomycetes; Pezizales; Tuberaceae
Exons: 2
Coding region: 107-2839 (910 amino acids)
Biological process (GO): mRNA splicing, via spliceosome
Cellular component (GO): catalytic step 2 spliceosome
Molecular function (GO): RNA binding; protein binding
Source: RefSeq, a predicted model, not a curated record
ACCUAUUUCACUCACAUCUCUUCUUUUUUAUUUUUCUCCAUCGCAACAUCUGGCUCCUCUGUUCUGAGAUAUCCAAGUUUUCUCCUUUACGCGUCGACGAUCGACCAUGGAUAUUGACGAGGCCGAUGAGGUCGUUGUUCAAUCAGUAAUUCGUCUGCCCUCCCCUUCACCUCCUCCGUCAAAGCGCAAGCGUUCCCCUAAUUCUAGGUCCCGAUCACCCCGUCGCCGACGUUCACUCCCUCGUAGGCCAUCUCGGCUUGACUCUUUUGGCGGUGUCGACUCUGGACGCGCUCGGGAGAGGGAUCGUCAACUUAAUGAUCGCCUUAGAAAGCUUGACGUUCGGGCGGAGAGGACGGAGAAGGAAGUAGUGGAGAAACCGAAAUUUGAUGCGAAGGCAGAGUACGAGAAGCUUUUGUCUAUGAGGUCUGGCGGUACAUAUAUCCCCCCCGCCCGUCUGCGAGCGCUCCAGGCGCAGAUUACCGACAAGACGUCCAAGGAAUAUCAACGAAUGGCCUGGGAGGCUUUGAAAAAAAGUAUCAACGGUUUGAUCAACAAAGUGAACGUAUCCAAUAUCAAGCAUAUCGUCCCGGAGCUUUUCGGCGAAAAUCUUAUCCGUGGACGGGGUCUCUACUGUCGGUCAAUCAUGAAGGCACAAGCCGCGUCUCUACCAUUUACCCCUAUCUACGCCGCCAUGACCGCUAUCGUCAAUACGAAGCUUCCACAAGUUGGAGAGUUACUCCUGAAUCGGCUAGUGGUACAGUUUAGGAAGGCUUUCAAGAGGAACGAUAAGGCUGUUUGUUUGAGCAGUACUACCUUUAUUGCUCAGCUUUGUAAUCAACAGGUCGCAGAUGAGAUCUUAGCCAUUGAGAUACUCAUGUUGCUUCUGAAUAAACCUACGGACGACUCGGUGGAGAUCGCUGUAGGGUUGAUGCGUGAGGUUGGGGCUCAUUUGGAGGAAAUGGCACCAAGGGCAAACAAUCUUGUUUUUGAGCAGUUCCGGACAAUUCUUCACGAGGCUGGUAUCGACAAACGUGUCCAGUAUAUGAUUGAGGUGUUGUUUCAGGUUAGGAAGGAAAAGUAUAAGGAUAAUCCUAUCGUGAAGGAAGAGCUUGAUUUGGUGGAGGAGGAGGAUCAGAUCACGCAUAAGACAGAGCUUGACGAUGAGAUUGAUGUCCAGGAUGGAUUGAACAUUUUCAAAUUCGAUGCUGAUUGGGAAGAGCACGAGGAGUUGUACCGCAAGACCAAGGCCGAGAUUUUAGGAGAGGGGAGUGAUGUUGGGAGUGAUGAGGAAGAUGAAGAUGAGAGUAGCGACGAGGAAGAUGAAGAGAAGCAGGAAGACAAGAAAAUGGAGAUCCUGGAUCAAUCCAAUACCAAUCUUGUCAAUCUCCGAAGAACCAUAUACCUUACCAUCAUGUCUUCAAUUGACUUUGAAGAGUGUUGCCAUAAACUUAUGAAGAUUACUCUCCCGCCUGGCCUCGAAAACGAGCUCUGUUCGAUGGUAAUUGAAUGUUGUUCCCAAGAGCGAACCUACACGAAGUUUUAUGGUCUCAUCGGCGAGAGAUUUGCGAAAUUGAACCGAUUCUGGACUGGUUUGUUUGAAGAGUCCUUUGGAACAUACUACGAUACUAUCCAUCGUUACGAAACCAACCGGCUUAGAAAUAUCGCCCGCUUUUUCGGACAUCAGCUCUCGACUGACGCAUUGGGUUGGCAUGUGCUUUCUGUUGUGCAUAUUAACGAAGAAGAGACUACGGCUUCUUCUCGUAUCUUUAUUAAAAUACUUUUCCAAGACUUGGCUGAAGCGAUGGGGAUGAAAAGGUUGCAGGAACGGUUAAAGGACCCUUUCUUGCAGGAGGCAUUCUCAGGGCUAUUCCCCAAAGACAAUCCGCGAAACACGCGGUUCUCGAUCAAUUACUUUACCAGUAUUGGUAUGGGUGGGGUUACUGAGGAUAUGAGAGAACAUUUGAAAAACAAUGUUCCACCGCCUACUGCCAUAGUUGCACCGUCUGCUCGAUCGGAGAGCCUCAGUUCGCGCUCAAGUUACUCUAGCCGCUCUGGAAGCUCGUCUUCCGGAAGAUCAAGGUCCAGGUCAAGGUCUAGAUCUUUCUCCCGGUCGGUCUCAAGGUCACCAUUAAGGACACGGGAUGGAGGGCGAAAGAGGGGCCGUAGUUAUUCCAGCUCCCGAGAUUCUCGCAGCCGUAGCCAUAGUUACGAUUCUUACUCUUCGCGGUCGAGAUCCCGUUCUUAUUCCCGCUCGCGUUCGCGCUCUAGGUCUUUUUCUAACACUAGACCUACGAAAAGGGCUCGGGGACGCUCCUACACCCGUAGUAUAACUGGCUCUAGGUCGCCGUCCGGGUCUCUGACUAGAUCCCCCUCGAGUCGCAGAUCAGUUUCUUACACCCCGCCUCCGCGUAAAAGUGAGAGAGCAAGGUCGAGAUCGAGGUCAUACUCUUCCGCAGGGAGUUAUCGUCGCCGUCGAAGCGCUACUUAUUCCUCGCGAAGCCGCAGUGGUUCCCGCUCACCGACACCCCCGAGAAAGUCGGAUGGAAAUAAGAGCCGGAGCUCACGCUCUCCUCCCGCCUACAGGGGCCGCAGUUAUACUCCAGACCGAAGCCAAAGUCGAAGCCGUAGUAGAAGUAGGGGCUACGGUGGGAAAGGAAGCCGCUAUGACUUCUCCGGUAGAAAUGGAAAUAGAUCUAGGGGGCGGGAGAGAUACAGGGGUGAUGCGCGACCAAGAGACGACGACGGCGGCGAUGGCAGACGCGAAAGGCCCCUCGCCGCUGGUGGGGGAUAUGGCGGAAGGGGAGGAGGCGGGAGAGUUAGAGCUGCAGAUUUCUUGUAAUUCAGUAUCUUUCUUAUCAUUCAUAAUCUUUCGGACGAGCGAGGAGGAGGAUGAGGGUGCCAUCUCACUCACCGUCGGUUUUUUUUCUUUGAAAAAUUGUAUUUUUAACGUCCUUUCAAGGAUGCAACUGCACCGUCGGGGGAGUGGCGGGGGAAGGGGAGAUGGAGCUACGAUAUUUAAAAGUCGCGAUAGUGUGAUUUCUCUUUUGUAGUGCAGACUUAUCCAACGCCCUAUGGGCUGUCUUACUAUA